Molecule: messenger RNA, 330 nt
Organism: Brenthis ino (lesser marbled fritillary)
Lineage: Eukaryota; Metazoa; Arthropoda; Insecta; Lepidoptera; Nymphalidae
Source: the annotation of a GenBank genome assembly
AUGGAAUCCAUCAAGGAGUCGUUAUCUGCACUAACUGACAUGUUUAAUGCAAGAAUGCAUGAGUUCCAACAGGACUUAAGCAAAGCAUCAACACCAGCUUCAAGUAGUGUUCUACCAGAUCGGAGUUUCUCACGAAAUGUAGGCACGAAGCAUUUUUUAGAGGCGAGGCAACGGUUCGGGUCAGCAAUUGUUGGACACGAGGUGGGUGCAUCCACAUCAUCGCACCUGAUGGAUCUCGACACCGGGUGGAGUGCAAGUUGGAUCUCAGUGCCAUACAAACAGUCCAGUGAAAUCAUCCGUGCAAAAGAUAGUAGUGUCGAAAAAAACAGA